Echinococcus granulosus is the source of this 1500-nucleotide messenger RNA. RefSeq names its product BTB/POZ domain-containing protein. The record is from RefSeq and is a predicted model, not a curated record. Gene Ontology annotation, molecular function: protein binding. The coding region runs from base 1 to 1500 and encodes 499 amino acids. Gene Ontology annotation, cellular component: cytosol; P-body. NCBI's taxonomy places the organism in Eukaryota, Metazoa, Platyhelminthes, Cestoda, Cyclophyllidea, Taeniidae. The transcript is spliced from 9 exons. Gene Ontology annotation, biological process: neurogenesis.
AUGUCUACGGAGAACCCAGGAUACCCAUUUUUAAGUUCCGCUGACGGGGAGUCCCCUGCCAAAAAUACUGCUGCUGCGAAAAAUCGCCAGAGAUCUCCUUCCCUUUUAAAUGGGAACUUUGUCAAUUCCUCGGGUCUUUUUUCAUCCUCACCCCUGCAUUUUGAUUGGCAAUCCACCCGAUCCUGCGUGAGUGAACGUGUCCGAAGUCUAUUUGCCAACACUACCCUAGCAGACGUCAUGGUACAACGUAUUCCUGCGCAUGCCUUCAUAUUAGCCAUCAGCUCAGCGGUUUUUGAGGCUAUGUUUUACGGGCCAUUGUCAGUACAGAACACGGGAUCCGCUGUCGCUUCGUUGGGUUUAGAGGUGCAUUUGGAUGACGUCAACCCAGUGGCUUUCGCAAACGUCUUGCGUUUCAUCUACACCGAUGAAAUACAAAUAGACCCCAGCAAUGUUCUGCAGACGCUCUAUGUUGCCAAGAAGUAUGCGAUCACUGUAAUGGAGAGAGCUUGUGUUGAGUUUUUAAGUCAAGCGAUCACAGUGGACAAUGCUUUCAUGCUCCUUGGCCAAGCCAAUUUCUUCGAUGAACAGGAAUUGGCGCAAAAGUGUCUGGAGGUGAUCGACAAAAACACGGUUAAAGUUUUCGAUACUGACGACUUCUUAGCAGCAGACAAAGAUUUGCUGUGCAGUGUUCUUGAGCGCGACACCCUCUGUAUUCGUGAAGUUCGGCUAUUCGUGUCUGUGGUCAACUGGGCCAAAUCGGAGUACAAUCGGCGGCGUCUGGAAGGAGGACUCUCUCCCUCCCACUGCCUGGUCACCUAUGUCCCCGUCGAGGCGCUUCGCACGAUUCUCCAGCCCCUAUUGCCCCACAUUCGAUUCCCACAGAUGAGCAUCGAGGAGUUUGCCGAUGUGGUUGUUCCCUCCGGCGUGCUGGAAGACUCGAUAACAAUUAAAAUAUUUCAGCACUUUAUCGCCUCCAAAACUGCCAAGCCAGAGUUACCCUUCCUCAAGCGACCUCGGUGCUACCUGCAUGGUGUAGAGGAGGCUGUGCGACGCUUUGGGGUGGUUGAUCAGCGCUGGGAUUACCGAGGCACUAGUGAUCGCAUCAGAUUUAAAGUUGAUCGAAAGAUUUACGUCGUUGGUUUUGGCCUCUAUGGGAGUAUUCAUGGCGAAAGUGAAUAUGAAGUCAGUAUAGAGAUUGUUCAUCCGGAGUCAGGUGUGGUACUUGGCAGCAACGACGUCACCUACCUGUCGGAUGGAUCGCCAAAUACCUUCCGUGUUGCAUUUCAGGAACCAAUUCCUCUAACACCGCAUGUGAACUACCUUGCAUGUGCCACCAUUAAGGGUCAGGAUUCCUACUACGGGACAGGCGGGCGACGAGAGAUAAGCCACGAGUGCUCGGCUGGAGGUAAAGUGACCUUCCAAUUCUCCUACGCAGCGUGCACGAACAACGGCACUUCAGUUGAAGACGGGCAGAUCCCGGAGAUUAUCUUCUUUGUCUAA